This is a messenger RNA of Acipenser ruthenus (sterlet), 2393 nucleotides long. RefSeq names its product beta-Ala-His dipeptidase-like. Gene Ontology annotation, biological process: proteolysis. NCBI's taxonomy places the organism in Eukaryota, Metazoa, Chordata, Actinopteri, Acipenseriformes, Acipenseridae. Gene Ontology annotation, molecular function: metallodipeptidase activity. The coding region runs from base 172 to 1623 and encodes 483 amino acids. The record is from RefSeq and is a predicted model, not a curated record. Gene Ontology annotation, cellular component: cytosol. The transcript has 12 exons.
UCAAGAGUUUUUGAGUAGUUUUAUGCGGAAGUAGUUUGUUUUAAGGGCAGACCUCUUCUGAUCGUCUCAUAACUUUGACUGGUGGUGACAAAACAUCUACUCUAUUGGUUUAGAUUGCUGAUUUUAAGUUCAGAAAACUGUUAGGCAAAGCUUCUUAUUUCUAUAGCAGUGAUGCAAACUACCGCAGAGGUGUCCGGCUCAGGUUUGGAUCUCAUUUUUAAGUAUAUUGACGAGCAGCAAAAUGAAUUUGUACAGGAGCUAAAGGAAUGGGUGGCUAUACCAAGCGAUUCCAGUGACCCCCAAGCAUGGGACAAAAUAGUUAGAAUGCUAAAUGUGACAGCAGACAAGAUCAAAACAUUGGGAGGAAAUGUUGAGCUUGCAGAUUUGGGAAGUCAGAAGAUGUCUAAUGGGCAAUCAGUUCACCUACCACCUGUAAUAUUAGCUGAACUCAAGAAGGACCCAAAGAAACCCACCCUCUGUAUUUACGGGCAUGUUGACGUGCAGCCUGCUAAGAAGGAGGACGGCUGGACCACUGACCCGUACACGCUCACAGAAAUCAAUGGUAACUUGUAUGGACGUGGAGCUUCAGACAACAAAGGUCCAGUUUUAGCCUGGCUCCAUGCUGUGGAAGCUUAUCAAUCACUAAAGCAGGAACUUCCAGUGAACAUCAAGUUUAUUAUUGAAGGCAUGGAAGAGGCUGGAUCCAAUGGCCUGGAUACACUCACUGAGCAACGGAACAUGACCUUUUUCUCUGAUGUGGACUAUAUAGUCAUCUCAGACAAUAUCUGGAUCAGCAAGAAACCUGCUCUCACAUAUGGAACCAGGGGAAACUGUUACUUCUUUGUAGAGGUCGAAGGCCAAAAGCAAGAUAUGCACUCUGGAGUGUUUGGUGGUUCCGUUCACGAAGCAAUGACAGACUUGAUAGCUUUGCUUGACAGCCUUGUGGAAUCCAGUGGUCACAUUCUGAUCCCUGCUAUAAAUGAAGCUGUCGCCCCUCUCACAGAGGAAGAGAAGAAGAGGUAUCAGGGGAUUCAGUUUGAUCUGGAAGUACAUAAAAAAGAUUGUGGUGUGACAAAAUUCUUAUUUGAUACCAAGGAAGAAAUACUUCAGCACCGUUGGCGCUAUCCAUCCUUGUCGAUACAUGGAAUUGAGGGAGCUUUUUUUGAAACUGGAACCAAAACUGUUAUUCCUAGAAAAGUGACUGGAAAAUUUUCAAUCCGUCUGGUUCCUAACAUGGAUCCUUCAGAGGUGGAAAAACAGGUCACAGAAUACCUUCACAAAGUGUUCGCUGAGCGAAACAGCCCCAACCAGCUGAAAGUGACUAUGCCUAUUAGUGCAAAACCAUGGCUAGCCGAUGUGAGUGAUCCUCAGUUUGUAGCUGGACGCAGAGCAGUACAGACAGUAUUUGGAGUGGACCCUGACCUGAUUUGUGAAGGAUCCACCAUUCCCAUUGCUAGAAACUUUCAGGAUGUGACAGGCAAGAGCAUCAUGAUGCUGCCAAUAGGGGGUGCGGAUGAUGGCGAGCAUUCACAGAAUGAGAAAAUGAGCAGGUCCAACUACAUACAAGGAACAAAGCUGUUUGCAGCUUUUUUUUAUGAACUUUCUCAACUUCCACAUAAAUAGUGAACAAUUGAGUCAAUCUCAUAAUGGAAAUGAAUAGACUAGAAUAUAUUAAUUAUCCAAUAUGGUGUAGCACCUAGACGAUGAUUGUAUGCAAUAUUAUGUUAAGUAGGUAGUCAAAGUUCACAAAGGGUCAUGGUUCACAAAUUGUCCAUGUUUGGCAGUACACCCAAUGUGAAACUAUUUGAUAUAUGCACGGAAGAUAUGUGCUCCAUAACAUGAUGACUACUUGAUAUAUGCACAGAAGAUAUGUGCUUCAUAAUAUGAUGACUAUGGAUGCACAAUUUCACAUUAAGGUUCCCCAGAGAUCCAGGAAAAAUAUCUUGAAUUAGACUACUAGGCUUAACGGGAACCUUCAUGAAGAGACACAAAACAAAAAACAAAAAAACUUUUUAAACGAUGGACUGGUUUUCCCCAUUCUCCUUAUCAAGCUGUGUUGAAAAUGCCUCUUUGUUUUGUGUGCAUCAGCCCAUUAGUUCACAAAAGGUGUAUUGUAUACAGUACUCAUGGACCUGUCAUGUCUUUUAUGGUAUAUUCUGGAAAGGAAAAACCUCUGUAGAAAUAUACAAUGGCCCUUUGCCCUGAAUCACCCCCUGAACAAACUGUACCACCUUUGAAUUUGAAUCAUGGCUCUAUAAAGUACAGCAUAUAUGAAGCAACAUUCAGGUAUUAUGUCAUUAACAUUUGUCCUACAUUUCAAAUCUCAGUUAACAAUACAGACCAAAUAUGGCCUUGACAUGAUGUAACAAAUGUAAUACAAUUAUAAAUCAUUA